Periconia digitata is the source of this 2060-nucleotide messenger RNA. NCBI's taxonomy places the organism in Eukaryota, Fungi, Ascomycota, Dothideomycetes, Pleosporales, Periconiaceae. The record is from the annotation of a GenBank genome assembly.
ACCAUCAUCAUCAUCGUCGUCGUCGUCGUCGCCUGCCAGUGGAAGCAGUCCUGGACGGCUACCACCGAUGGAUGCAUACAUGCACACCACUCACCUCUGUAUCUACAGCUGUGUUUCUGUACGAAUGUACCGUCCCGCACGGUAAAGUGCUGCUCUGUCCCGUUCUGCACACGCACACACACACAUCACAUGAAGGACCCGUCUCACCUGCCUGAGCCCAUCCACCACCAGCGUCAUCGCCCACGUCGUCGCCGCUCUCUCUACCGUGUAUGCGAAUACAAAAGGGCCUGAAAUCGUCACUCUGUUACGCAAUACUUGCCUCUCUCCUCAGAUCAUGACCACCCAGAAGCAACUAGACAGCCACGCAAUCAAGACUACUUUCCCGCUCACGCCCAUCCAUCACCCUCUUCAUCUAGACCACUUGAUCAUUCCCCAGCGGUCCAUGAAUUGAUGCAGAGAUGCAGAGAUAUGGAGAGACUACGUACUCAACACCUCUUGGCGCUCUUUACACUAUCUCUGCCAUAUCUGCCAUCUGCCAGCUUGCCAGCCUGGGGACGGUAGCUUUUUAUCCUCCCUGGCACCACGCUUCCAGGCACUCCCGCUAGACCUCUAGCUACACGGCUGGAUCCUUGGGCCAGGCCGGUUCUUUUCUGAGCUUGCUGCUGUUCCGCUGCACCACUCCUUCAGUCGUGACCCUUGCCGCGUCAUUGAUUUCCCCAGUUUACGCACUGCGCUAACCCCUUGCAGAGCCCCUGCUUACCAUUUCUCUUGGCAUCUGCUAAUCCUCCCUAUUGCCUCGUCUCCGUUCCCUCUCUGCUUCUCUUUCCGAAACAGGCCUGUCUCGAACCACAUCCUCGACGCCUUGUCCACGGGAUGCUGCUGGUUCUAAAUGCAUCACUUUCCUUUUACACAAGAGGAACCCUGCCAAAACAAAGCACAUCAUGUUCUUGAUAGCGAUAUACAUAUUUGCAAGCAAAAUACCCUCGAUAACUUCAACAGAGCGAUCCCUAAGUUUGGUGUGGGUGUAUACGCGGACGCCAGUCUAGAACAUCUGCCCAAGACUCUCUACUUGUUUGUCCCCAAAGUAAUUUAGCUGUGUGUGUUUGGGACAAAAUCUCCGGGCCCAAGCCGAACGAGCGGAAAAGAGAGGAAGAAAAAAUCGCAAUUCGACGACGAAUGCGAUCCACAAAUCGACACCAGGAGCCACCAUUUCGCUCGUCCGCGCGAAUCAGCUCAAUUGCACACGCACGCCUAUCUCACUGAUUCACUGUACGUACACCAAAGUUCAUACGGCAUCAAUAAAAACAAAACCCGCUCCUGGCUAUGGGACGCCUCGUCCCGUUCGCGCUCCACUCAAACUUUCGCGGUGGCGAACAGUAAACGACGCGUGUACCUGCACGCGCAAACCCCCAAUUCGACGAUUGCACCAAUGACACAUCACUCCACAGUACGCCUGAUGGAAAGGACCCUCUUUCUGUAGUACCUCGCGCAAUGUCACAGGGUAUCUACGUAUAUCAUACACCGACCACGCCCAUUACAUUACGCAUCUUCACCGCUUCUUUUUUCUUGGACUGGUUUAACUCCAUCUUCGCAGCAGGGCAACUAAUUAGACAGCUUGUCUUUCCCGUUGCCGCAACCAUGUUGGACAGCAAGCUCGGAAACACAAGUGCUGAAGACUACGGAUGACGAUGCACCGUGCAAAAUCCUCUCUGCACGCGUAUACUACGACACAUCCGCUUGACAGAAACCCCUUCAACCAGGGAUCUUCUCUUUCUACUGUCCUAAUCUGUAAUAUGCAAUCAUCAUUUACAUGUUCCUCCGCACAAGCAUGCAUUCCAUUACACAUGGAAAUAAUAUAAUGGAGCCCCCCUCUCUCUUAACUACCCAUUGAAUUUCCAAAAACGGAGAUCAACGUAUGCUGAAGAAGAGGAAAAUGAAAAAAAAAGAAUAUCUGGUCCUCCGCCCUUGACAUGACCCACAUUCCGAUUCCUAGUUCUCAGUCCUAUCCUUUUUCUUUGUGGUUCGGGAGCAUGUUCGAUAUCGAUAAACUCGAUAUCUAA